Penicillium salamii is the source of this 1512-nucleotide messenger RNA. NCBI's taxonomy places the organism in Eukaryota, Fungi, Ascomycota, Eurotiomycetes, Eurotiales, Aspergillaceae. The record is from the annotation of a GenBank genome assembly.
AUGGCCUCCUCAUGGUGCUGGAACUGCCUCUCCAGGCUGAGGCUAACACCGCAAGCACUCGCUCCGUCCGCAACACCCCGGAUUUCGAACGCCCCCUUUCAUUCCACCGCGCUGCGAUAUGCCAACCCGGUCAAGAAGAAGAACACUACUCUCAAUGUUCAAAAGCAUCGAGUGUCGGCUAGUAUCAAAAAGAAGAAGAAGAAGCCUGAGCAGCGUUCAAGUGGUGGUGGUGGUGGCCGUGCCAUGUCUCCCGCCGAGCGCAGGGCUCUUAAGAAACGCAUUGUCCUGAGCAACCCCAAUGCCCUUGAGGUUGAGAGCAUGGUGGAUCUCUCCGCGGAGACAAUGGUCGAUUCCCGCCUUCGUGGCACCGUCCUUGGCUUGCCCAUGCCCAUGAUUGAUCAAUUGAGAGCUGUGGAAGCAUUCAAGCCCAAGCAGGGUUGGUCUGUAUUCCGCCGCCCCGGAACUGUCCUCCGUCGCGAUACUAUUGAGAUGGGUCGUUUGAUCGAGCAAAUUUCUGGGGAGGGCGACAAGCCCCAAAAGGGCAAGGUUGUCAAGAAAAUUGUCAAUGGUAUGAAGGGCUCUGGAAAGUCAGUGCACCUGCUUCAGGCAAUGGCAAUGGCAUUCUUGAAGAAGUGGGUUGUUAUCACUGUCCCUGAUGCCCGUGACCUUGUGUGCGCCAACACUGCCUAUACCGCAGUAGAGGGCACCAAGCCUCUGCAAUAUAUCCAGCCGAAUGCAGUUUCAGCUCUGUUGGUUCGCACUGUUGAGGCUAACCGGGACCUCCUGGCCAAGCUGAAGGUGUCCCAGAAGCACCCGUCUUUGCCGAUGCUGCAGCCCGGAUCAACCCUCGAGGAUCUUGCCAAGCUUGGAUUCAACGACCCUGCCAUUUCCUGGGCUGUGUUCCAAGCUUUCUGGGCUGAGCUUACUGCCUCGGCCCCGGCUGCAGGACUUGAGAAGGACUUCGUGGCCCGCCCUCCUAUGCUUGUUACCGUUGAUGGUUUGGCCCACUGGAUGACCGAGAGUGAAUACCGCGAUGUCGACUACAACAAGAUCCACGCUCACGACCUAUACUUCGUCAAGCACUUCCUGUCUCUGCUCAAGGAAGGCGAUUCCUUGAAGAACGGUGGUCUCCUCCUCUACGCCACCUCCUUGUCAAACAACCCUAACCCUCUUGCCCUCAAAAUUGCCAUGGAUCGCUUGGCUGCUCACCAGGCUGGAAUCAGUGCCAACUCCCCCGAGUACCCCAACCCUGCUGCUUACAGUGGCGUUGAUGAGCGCGUCUUGGAAUUCUUGAAGCCUGCCGAGAAGGCCGCCAGCCCUCUGGAGUUGCAGAUUCUGGAUGGUAUUACUCGCGAUGAGGCCCGUGGCUUCUUCGAGUACUUCGCCCGCAGCGGUCUCGUGCGCGAUGCUAUCACUGAGCAAUGGGUUGGAGAAAGGUGGAGCUUGUCUGGUGGCGGGAUCAUCGGCGAGCUGGAGAAGCUUGGUCGUCGCUUCCGCGCUGCAUCUGCCUAA